UCAUCAACUCUGCCUGGAGUGGUUUAUGAUGCUCUAUCAAAUUGCAAGCUUGCGCUGAGAUUACCGUAGUUAUGAAUACUGGAACACCUUAUAUAGGGAGUAAAAUAAGCUUAAUAUCUAAAGCUCAGAUUCGCUAUGAGGGCAUCUUGUACACAAUUGAUACGGAUAAUUCUACAGUGGCCUUGGCAAAAGUGAGGUCCUUUGGUACUGAAGGGCGUCCCACUGAGAGGCCGGUUCCACCGAGAGACGAAGUUUAUGAAUACAUAAUCUUCCGUGGAAGUGAUAUAAAAGACAUCACAGUUUGUGAGCCUCCAAAACUUCUCCAUGGCUUACCUCAUGAUCCCGCCAUUGUUCAGUCUUCCCUUAGCAAUGCUUCAGCCGCUUACCAGCCUCAAGCAUCCUACAGUCCUUAUAGGAGCAUGAUACCACCCUACAGCCAGCUAGCUGCCAGCACUUUACUCAAUCAGCAGUAUGCAGCUGCUUUGAGUCUAGGGGCAGGUCUUCAUGGUCUCCCAGUGAGAAGAGCUCCUAUGGUAGAGCAAGCUGUGCAGACUUUGCCAGCUGAAAGCUCUGUGCAGAAGGUCCUGCCUUCUGCUCAGCAGCAAGACUAUGAACCUGCUGGUGCCGCUCAACACCAGGACCGCCCCCCAACCCAGAGGAGGGCUAAUAGUCAGAUGCAGCGUGACCUUCAAGGAUCUCAAGGGCAGAGCAAUGAGAACAUUCGAAGACCUCAGAGACGCCGGCAAGGAGCUAGACGACCUAGAAACCGUGGGAGGGGCCAGAUCAUUGUGGAAAGCUCAAAACCCAGCACUCUCCAGUUUGAGUCAGACUUUGAUUUUGAAACUGCAAAUGCCCAGUUCAACAAGGAUGAACUUGAAAAGGAGUUGCAAGACAAAGAGGCUGUCAAAGAAUCGGAGGAAAAAAUCGACUCUGGGGUUGACACUCAAAAUAGUGAAGGGACGGUGGAAGAGGACCCACUUGGGCCCAAGUGCUACUACAACAAAGCAAAAUGCUUCUAUGACAACAUUUCAUCAGAGUUGAAGUCCAGGAGAACCACUUGGGCAGAAGAGAGGAAGCUGAAUGUGGAGACAUUUGGAGUUCCUGGCAGGUUCCUUAGGGGUAGGGGGUUCCGUGGGGCCUUUAGGGGAAGGAGGGGACGAGGCAUAUCCCCACGAGGCCAGCCUGUGCAGAGAGUAGGCAGUGGAAGGCUGUAAAGGUUCCUUUUUGCCUAUCACCAGAGUGGGUGGCUGCCUAUGCCAACAAAUUAAAUUUUGGAUUUUUUUUUUUUUUUUGUGAGGGUGGGCUUCAGACACUUGAAGCUUAUUUUUGGAAGCCCCCCCCCACCCCCCAAGGGGAAACUUUUUUUUGUUUUGUAUGAUACUAUGGCUUUGUAGUUUGUAUGGUAUUUAAUGGGGGAAAAGGUCAGCUUUGUAAAGGUGUGUACUGAUCCUUUUCGUAUGUAUACAGAAUUAUGUAUGCAGUAUAAUUAUUUGCAAUGGAUUAAACCCAUAAAUCUUUC
Brienomyrus brachyistius is the source of this 1519-nucleotide messenger RNA. It is a transcript of the gene lsm14b, whose product is annotated as LSM family member 14B. Bases 72 to 1214 code for a protein of 380 amino acids. NCBI's taxonomy places the organism in Eukaryota, Metazoa, Chordata, Actinopteri, Osteoglossiformes, Mormyridae. The record is from RefSeq and is a predicted model, not a curated record. Gene Ontology annotation, molecular function: mRNA binding. The transcript has 9 exons.